Messenger RNA from Arachis stenosperma, 2574 nucleotides. Its product is annotated as histone-lysine N-methyltransferase, H3 lysine-9 specific SUVH4. NCBI's taxonomy places the organism in Eukaryota, Viridiplantae, Streptophyta, Magnoliopsida, Fabales, Fabaceae. The record is from RefSeq and is a predicted model, not a curated record. The coding region runs from base 191 to 2359 and encodes 722 amino acids. Gene Ontology annotation, molecular function: histone methyltransferase activity; protein binding; zinc ion binding. The transcript is spliced from 16 exons. Gene Ontology annotation, cellular component: nucleus.
CGUCUUCUCGUUUUCUCGUUUUCUCUCUCCCUUGACAACACUCUCUCUGCAUUCUCUCUUUCCUUCUCCCCAAACCCUAGGAGCUUCUAAUCCAAGCUACACUUCGAGAUUUGCAUGCUUGCAGGUUGAAGGUGCAGUUGCGCUUAUUCAGAACUCAAUCGUGCUCGGCGGCGUUGAUUCUCAAUAUUCGAUGGUUCCGAAGACGGAAAAGAGCUCUGAUUUCGAAAUGCCGGCGAGGAACAGUGACAAAACGGGAGAGAAGAAGAACGUGGCGAAGGACAUGUCGGUGCAGCGCAGAGCCAGUGCGAGAAUCCAAGCGGCGAAGCAGAAGGCCGAGGAGGAGCUUCAUGCUCGCCGUGGAGCGGUGGUAGUAGAAGAAGAGAAAGAAAAAGAGGAGAAACGUGUGAAAGUGGCGAAGAAGUGGAGCAAGAAGCGCGUGAGGAAUGGGGAGUACUUGGGAGAGGGAGAGGUUGUUGUUGGCGUUGCUUCCCCAAAAAAGGGGAACAAUGGCAGCGGAAACGAGGAGGGUGUUGGCGAGGGAGAGGGAGGUGUUGCUUCUUCCUUGGCGAAGAAGCCGAAGAGGCGCCCGUUUAUGCAGGAUCAAAAUGGAGUAGGGGAUUCUGAGAAUGCUGUGGCUAAUUCUGCUGAAAAUAAAGGAGCUGCCUUAAGGGUGAAGGAGACUAUUAGGGUCUACAACAAGCAUUACCUUCAUUUUGUUCAGGAGGAAGAGAAGAGGUGUGGGAAAGCGAAGGCUGAAUCUGAAGCUGCUAAGAAGUCAAAGUCUUCAAAAUCGAAGAAAGGGGGACCACUUGAAGUUAAGAAAACUCAUCAACGACCUGAUCUAAAGGCACUAUCCAUGAUGAUGACGAAUAAUGAGAUUUUGUACCCCGAGAAAAGAAUUGGUGACCUUCCAGGUAUUGAAGCUGGACAUCAGUUCUUUUCUCGAGGUGAAAUGGUUGCUGUUGGUUUUCAUAGUCAUUGGUUAAAUGGGAUUGAUUAUAUGGGCAAAUCCUAUGGCAAAGUGAACAGCAUUUAUGAAUACCCUAUUGCCGUGGCCAUUGUUUUGUCGGGCCAGUAUGAAGAUGAUGUUGAUAAUGCUGAUGAUGUUGUGUAUACUGGUCAAGGUGGGCAUAACUUGACAGGUGAUAAGCGCCAAAUCAACGACCAAAAGUUGGAGCGGGGUAACUUAGCACUCAAGAAUUGCAUAGAGCAAGAUGUGCCUGUUAGAGUGAUCCGUGGUCAUAAAUCUUCAAACGGUAAAUCUUCAAACGGUAAAUCUUCAAAUGGUGCUACUAAAAUCUAUACAUAUGAUGGCUUGUACAAGGUGAUCAAGUAUUGGGCAGAGAAGGGAAUAUCUGGAUUUACAGUCUACAAAUUUCAACUUAAGAGAAUUGAAGGGCAGCCAUUAAUGACCACAAAUCAGGUUUAUUUCACUCGUGGACGUGUACCACAGUCUACUGCAGAAAUACGAGGGUUGGUAUGUGAGGAUAUAACUGGAGGUCAAGAAAAUAUUCCAAUUCCUGCUACAAAUUUGGUUGAUGAUCCCCCUGUUGCACCAACGGGUUUUACGUAUUGCAACUCUGUUAAGGUUGCAAAAAAUGUGAAGUUUCCCAAGGCUGCCACUGGAUGCAAGUGCAAGGGUGUCUGCAUUGAUUCUACGACAUGUGAAUGUGCAUUGCGAAAUGGCUCUGAAUUUCCCUACGUAGCUCAAAAUGGUGGCAGGUUAGUUGAAGCUAAAGAUGUUGUCUUUGAAUGUGGUCCCAACUGUGGCUGUGAUGAGACUUGUGUGAACCGGACUUCGCAGAAAGGGAUUCGAUAUCGUCUGGAGGUUUUCCGUACUGCAAAGAAAGGGUGGGCUGUUAGAUCAUGGGAUUUUAUACCAGCUGGUGCACCAGUUUGUGAGUACACAGGAAUACUUGCUAGGACUGAAGAUAUGGACAGUGUAUUAGAGAAUAAUUAUAUUUUUGAGAUAGAUUGCUUACAGACAAUCAAGGGUCUUGGUGGAAGAGAGAGGCGAUCGCAAAGUGGUACAUUUCCAUCAAAUCUUUUGGAUAAAUAUGAUGACCAUGGUUCAGAUGGUGCACCAGAAUACUGUAUCGAUGCUGGACCUACUGGAAAUAUUGCUAGGUUUAUAAACCACUGUUGUGAGCCUAAUUUGUUUGUUCAAUGUGUCUUGAGCACCCACCAUAACUUGAAAUUUGCACGGGUAGUGCUGUUUGCUGCUGACAACAUACCCCCACUGCAGGAGCUGACGUAUGACUAUGGUUAUGAGCUUGAUAGUGUAUUGGGUCCCGAUGGAAAGGUCAAACAAGUGACAUGCUAUUGUGGAGCUCCAGGUUGCAGGAAGCGAUUAUUCUAAAGAUAGUAUGGUUAUGCUCCAUUGUGCUAAAAUGUUGUAUGUUGGUAUAUUUUGAAAAACUAGUGUGGAUGCCAUAUAUGUUUGUGUAACUGGCUCCCAAAACCUGGGCUGCCAGAUCUCAGUAGGAAAAAUCGGAUUCAAAUUGUAGCAGAAUUACAACGGCAAUGUAAAUUUUUUUAUGUAAAUCCCAGGCCCAGUAAAUGACAUUGAGGCUC